GUGAUGCAGCAAUACCAAUGCUCUUUUGAGUUCAACGACAAAUUCUUACAAACUCUGUUUGAGAAUGCGUACAGUUCAAAAUACGGUAAGGUGUUUAAAUAUCGUAAGAAACGCAACCUGGACUAACUUUAUUUUAUAUGCUGGAUAGCUCUAUCAGUUCUGAACUGUUCUGGUUCUCCCUAGAGGUCCAGUAAGGAUUAUCUCUUGUUGAUCCAGUGUUACUACAGGAGGAAACCUAAACUAAACUAAUUUUAUUUUAUAUGUUGGAUAGCUGUAUCAGUUCUAAACUGUUCUCCCUAGAGAUCCAGUAAGGUUCAUCUCGUAUUCAUCCAGUGUUACUACAGGCAGAAACCUAAACUAAGACUAACUUUAUUUUAUAUGCUGGAUAGCUCUAUCAGUUCUGAACUGUUCUGGUUCUCCCUAGAGGUCCAGUAAGGAUUAUCUCUUGUUGAUCCAGUGUUACUACAGGAGGAAACCUAAACUAAACUAAUUUUAUUUUAUAUGUUGGAUAGCUGUAUCAGUUCUAAACUGUUCUCCCUAGAGAUCCAGUAAGGUUCAUCUCGUAUUGAUCCAGUGUUACUACAGGAGGAAACCUAAACUAAACUAAUUUUAUUUAUGCUAGAUACUGUAUCUCUAUCAGUUCUAAACUGUUGUGUACUGACUAUGUACAUUAUACAGCAUACUUUGCCAUCUAUAAAGUAUUUUCUAUCCAACACAGGUACUUUUCUUGGUAAUUGCGAAUAUGAUAGAGAGAAACAUGGCGUUCGUAAAAAGACAGUUAGUUUAUGGUGAGGCCUUUAUAUAUUUUUACAAUCUAAUACACAAGAAGGAGGAGAGGAGGGGACUCAUUUGAUAGACAGACUCGUCUGAGGGGUGCACCCCUUUCUGGACCACAAUACAAAUAGCAAAUUAACGUUGGCCCAGGAUUUUUACCAAGUUUGUUUGUGUGUUAAAAUAUAUUAAAGAAGCAGUCCCUGCCUCUCCCAAAACACUUUCUAAAUUUCUAGCUAUUGUUCUUCGCGCAUGUUUCCGUAACAAGCCUUUUAGUGGGGGCGGGGGGGGGGGUAUGCAAAUCAUCUUUACUUGCCGCUGAAAGCUGUUGUGAAGGACGCAGCUCAACCUGGUCGAGUCGAAGGCUUUCUAAGGGCGUCUCUGGCACCGCCUUAUGAUUCAUGUCUGAUCGCGGAGCACACCUGCGGUGGAAGGGUCAGUUAGGGGGCUAAUCCCAACCCACCCUGUCAACAUUCCCUGUGGGUUUUCACGUGAAUCUCUUGGGUCCACAACGGGAAUCGAACCCACGAUCUCAGUGGUGAAAGGCAGUUGCUCUCAUAAUUUGUCAUUCUGUUUAGGAAUUGGCUGAAUGAUCCUGAUAUAUUGAAACCGAUGUUGAAUCCAGUUUAUGCUCUGAACACAUCUGUACUCAGACCUUCGUCCGCUUCGCAAACAUUG
Molecule: messenger RNA, 1449 nt
Organism: Paramuricea clavata
Lineage: Eukaryota; Metazoa; Cnidaria; Anthozoa; Malacalcyonacea; Plexauridae
Source: the annotation of a GenBank genome assembly